GAUGCUGGCUGGGCUGAGGGACAACCCCCCCAACCUCCCCAGUGCACGAAUUAUGUACAUUGGGCCUCUAGUCAAUAAAAUGUUGAUUGGGAACCAACUUAGACUGGGGAAAUAUGUCAAUUGUCCAGAACAUGAGAGGGGAUGCUGGCCUGGCUAACUGCAGAUAAACUAUAUAUAUGCACCCAUAGGGGGCCGUGGAGGCUUUUACCGGCAAAUCUUUUUGGGAAAGGAGUUGCUCCUUUUCUUCCUUAAGACUUUGCUCAUCAGAGUUCACUUUCUCUUUUCAUCUUCAAGACCUGUGAUGUUUUCUGAAGAGGAGUGGAGGUUGAGUUUCAGAAACCCAGUCCAAGGACAGAGGUUCACUUAUCUACAAUUUAUUAAUGAAUACAGGUGUUUGGAAACUUAAUUACUCAACAUUUGCUUGUUUAGUUGCAGUCUAAGGUGCUGGAUGCUUCUGGCUACUUCGUAGGUGCCUUACUUAAUGGCUUAUGGCCCAUUGAUAUGGUGAAAUAGAAUUUAUAAUAAUUCCUACGUAUGCUAACUUAAUACUUGUAAAAUAUACCCUUUCUUUGUUUAUAAAAAAAAAAAAAAAAAAAAAAAAAAAAAAGACCCUGGCAAGUCUAGUAUGCUUCAAAAGGAUUAUAACAUUUUUAGAAACGCUAGUCCUUAAUUAAAGCUGUGGAGAAAUUUGAACUGAAGGUAUUAACCAGUAUAUGACAAAUGCAGACACUUAAAUUGUUCUGCUAGCUGACAGUUUUGACUGAAACUUUUUCAAUUUAGUUUAAACAAUUCUGAAUGGAGGGAAAUCAUUUCAUGAUCAAAUAAUCUUUUACUUGUCAUUGUUGGCCAACCAACAAUUUUAUUUGAACUUCUUUCUCCUAAGAAGUUCAAAUAAAAUUUGAGGUAACAAUUUAGUUGAUCGAACACGGAAUUUGAAACCUAAGUUCCAGACUGUUUUGAUUUGUGAUGUAUCUGUUUGAAUUUGAGCUUAUCAUUAAUCUUACUAGGUCUCAAUUUGUUAAAUCUGUUAAAUAGGAAUAAGACUGCCUUUACCCCAGGCGUGGACAGAUUCUAAAUAAUAAACCACCUGAGGGCCACGCGGCUCGCUCCGCCCCUCUGAUCGGUGCCCAUGGCUUCGGCCUCCUCCGUGGCCGGGUCGGGCCGCGGCGCCCGGAACCUGCUGCAGUUCCUGCGGCUCGUGGGGCAGCUCAAGAGAGUCCCACGGACUGGCUGGGUGUACAGAAAUGUCGAGAAGCCAGAGAGCGUGUCGGAUCACAUGUACAGGAUGGCAGUUAUGGUUCUGGUGACCAAGGAUGAUCAUCUGAACAAAGACAGAUGUGUACGCCUAGCCCUGGUUCACGAUAAGGCAGAAUGCAUCGUUGGGGACAUAGCACCAGCAGAUAACAUCCCCAAAGAAGAAAAACAUAGGCGAGAAGGGGAAGCUAUGAAGCAACUAACCCAGCUUCUCCCCAAGGAUCUCGGAAAGGAGCUCUAUGAACUCCGGGAAGAGUAUGAGACCCAAGCUAGCGCGGAGGCCAAAUUUGCGAAGCAGCUGGACCAAUGUGAGAUGAUUCUUCAGGCUUCUGAGCACGAAGACCUGGAGAACACGCCGGGGAGGCUGAAGGACUUCUAUGACUCCACGGCAGCACUAGGUCUGCUCUAGGCCUGGCCUCCUUAUUUCUGUAUUGGGGUGUUAUAACCGCCUAACUGGGCCGGCUAGACUCGCCAUUCAUCCUGAGGGUUUGCUUUUAAACCUGUGGCUUUCCUUUUCCUGAAAA
Messenger RNA from Pipistrellus kuhlii (Kuhl's pipistrelle), 1778 nucleotides. RefSeq names its product 5'-deoxynucleotidase HDDC2-like. Lineage: Eukaryota; Metazoa; Chordata; Mammalia; Chiroptera; Vespertilionidae. The record is from RefSeq and is a predicted model, not a curated record. Gene Ontology annotation, molecular function: 5'-deoxynucleotidase activity. The coding region runs from base 1130 to 1663 and encodes 177 amino acids. The transcript has a single exon. Gene Ontology annotation, cellular component: cytoplasm.